AUGCAGCAACGACUCACCUUCCUCCCGCUCUUGCUCCUGCUGCUACUCCCCUACUCCGGUGCUCUCGCUCCCGCUCCACAUGCGACCCUGACUCCAACGGCAAUAGUUAAGCGCGCACCGCUACCAGGUCCUUCUCCUCCGCCUCCACCGCCGCCGCCGCCGGGUGCGCCUCCAGGACCACCACCUCCUGUUCCAUCACCACCGCCAGGGCCACCUGGAGGGCCGCCAGGGGGACCACCGGGAGGACCACCAGGAGGACCACCAGGAGGACCGCCAGGAGGACCGCCAGGAGGGCCGCCCGGAGGACCACCAGGGGGACCGCCCGGAGCACCACCAGGGGGACCACCGGGAGGGCCACCAGGGCCACCAGGGGGCCCAACAGUAACCCACACUGUCACCAGCACCGCACUCACCACAAACACAAAAUGGGUGACCUCCACUACCGCUACUACGGCAACCUCCACGGCAACCUCCACGGCCCCUACAGCGGCGCCGCAGAAGAAGAAGCCGAACGCGAUCCAGAAGAUCUUCAAGAAUAUCUUCGGGAAGAAGAAGGACGAUAAGAAGAAGAAAGAGGACAAGAAGAAGAAGAAGAAGAAGCAGAACAAGAAGAACAAGGGCAAGAAGAUCCAGGUCAUCAAGCCCACGACUACCACAAAGACAGAGACAAUCACCACAAAGAUCAACGGCAAGGACACCACCCAGACACGCACCACCACCAUGACGCUCCCCACAAGGACCGUCCGAAAGCUCAUCUACACAACCACAAUCAAGCACCAGCGCCCCAACGGCAAGAACAUCAUCCGCACCGUGACCAAGCUCGUGACCGAGAACCCAAAGCCCAAGCCAACCAAGCGGCCCAAGAAGAUCAUAAAGAACAUCAAGAAGGUUGUCAAAAAGAUCAAGAAGGCCGCGGCCAAGAAGAAGAAUAACGCGAAGCCAACGACGCAGACAAUCACGAGUAGGAUCGUCACCACCGUUCAGCCGACGCGGCCGGGGAUGGGGGCCGUUGUGAUGACGGUCGUGAAGACGAUCACCACGACGCGGAACCCCACGGCGGCGAAGAAGGGGCCCAGCAUGACGACGAGAGUCAUCACGACGACGGUCAAGCCGCGGAAGAAGGGGGAGACGGCGGUCGUGAAGACGAUCACGCGGAUUAGCAGGGUGGGCAAGACGAAGAAGAAGGUGGGCAAGAUUGUGAAGUUGAUACGGAAGAAGAAGGCGAAGAAGGCGAAGAAGAAGGCGGACAAGGCGAAGAAGAAGGCGGAGGAGGCGAAGAGGAAGGCGGAUGAGAAGAAGAGGAAGGAGGAGGAGGCGAAGAGGAAGGCGGAGGGGUCAAAGACCACUUCAACUACUUCGUCGAGUACGACGUCAACCUCGACUAACUCGUCGUCGACGACUACUACAACGUCCUCGACUACUUCUUCGUCGAGUACGACUACGACGUCGAAGCCAAGUACAACAACGAGCGCUUCCACGACGUCCUCGACAACUAGCACUUCUACAACCACCUCGAGCACUACAUCCAAAAAAUAG
Messenger RNA from Morchella importuna, 1536 nucleotides. RefSeq lists its product as uncharacterized. The transcript has a single exon. The coding region runs from base 1 to 1536 and encodes 511 amino acids. The record is from RefSeq and is a predicted model, not a curated record. Lineage: Eukaryota; Fungi; Ascomycota; Pezizomycetes; Pezizales; Morchellaceae.